AUGUACGAAGCCGGAAAGAUACACAAUACCAUCAAAGAAAUGAGACGGCUAAGCAUAAGUAUUUUGGGUAUUAGUGAAAUGAGAUGGCCUAACAGUGGACAAUCAGUAGUUGAUGAUCAUACUAUAUAUUAUAUAGGUGAUGAUGGGACGAGGAAUAGAAAUGGAGUAGCAGUUAUCCUUAGUAAAGGAGCUGCGCCAGCAUUCACAAAUACUGUUUUGCUGUCUGAUAGAGUAAUGAUGGUACAAAUGAAAACUGACAAAGUGGAUCUGAUCAUUGUGCAAGUGUAUGCUCUGACUUACGACCACGAUGAAGAGGAAAUGGAAAAUUUCUAUCACCAAAUUGAGGAAUUAUUGAAACUGACGAAGAGCAACCAAAUGACAGUAAUUAUGGGCGACAUAAACGCUAAAAUCGGCAGAGGAAAAGAAGAUCCAAACUUUGGGGAGUUCGGACUAGUUAUCAGGAACGAUAGAGGUGAUAGAUUCAAAAGAUUUUGUAAUGAGAAUAACCUAAUCAUUGCAAAUACAUUCUUCGAUUUACCUGAGAGAAGAUUGUAUACCUGGACUUCUCCUGCUCAUACCCAGGAUAAAAUAGUUAGAAAUCAAAUAGACUAUAUCUGUAAAAAUAUGAGGUUCAGGAACUCAAUGACAUCAGUAAAAACUUAUCCUGGGGCCGACGUACCAUCAGAUCACAACCUGUUAGUCGGAAAAAUGAAAGUAAGGCUCAAAAAAGUUAAUAUUAGACCAGAAAAAACAAAAAUAGACCAUGAUAAAGUAAACAAUGCACUAUUCCGAGAAACAAUCCAGAACGAACUGAAUGAAAAAAUGAGACAUGUGAGAUGA
Messenger RNA from Harmonia axyridis, 840 nucleotides. Its product is annotated as craniofacial development protein 2-like. NCBI's taxonomy places the organism in Eukaryota, Metazoa, Arthropoda, Insecta, Coleoptera, Coccinellidae. The coding region runs from base 1 to 840 and encodes 279 amino acids. The transcript has a single exon. The record is from RefSeq and is a predicted model, not a curated record. Gene Ontology annotation, cellular component: nucleus. Gene Ontology annotation, biological process: chromatin remodeling. Gene Ontology annotation, molecular function: catalytic activity.